AUGGCCGGUAAGCUUUCGUACACCAUCACUACACACAUUGCUAUCCGAUCACUUGAGAGUGGAAAGGCAACACCAGACGAACCCCGACGCUCCGGCCGAGCCACCAAAGGCCAACACAAGAACCUCGAACUGCCAGAUGAUCCCGCGAAAAAAGGCAAAAGCAAAAGCCCGAAAGAAAAGAGCGCGAAGUUGUCCGCCGAACCCACACCCGGUCCCAGUGAACCCGAGGGAGAUGAAGAAGAGAUCAUCCGAUGCAUCUGCGGUGAAUAUGAAGAGGAAGAGGAUGUGGAGCGCGACAUGAUCUGCUGUGAUCAAUGUUCAGCAUGGCAACACAAUGACUGUAUGGGCCUCACAUUCAUGAAAGGCCAAGAACCAGAUCAAUACUAUUGCGAAAAAUGUCGACCAGAGAACCACAGAAACCUCCUGGCAAAGAUCAACGCGGGCGAGAAACCCUGGGAAGAGCUUGCUGAGAAACGUCGUCAAGAGGCCGAGGAAAAGAAGUCCAAGCGGAAAAAGGGCAAGAAGGGAGGUCGCAAAGGAAGACCUAGUGAGAGCCGGACAGAUGCUAGCACACCAGCUCGCACUGCGCCGUCCACUACACCAGGCCCCAGCGGUUCUCCUGCACCCGCUGUGUCCGCUGUGUCCGCCUCAGUCGAACCAGAGAAGAAUGGCCAUGCUGUUGAUUCUCGGCGAUCCAGCACUAACAAGCGCAAACUUGAAGAAACAGUGGAGGCAGAAAAUGGCCCCCAGGUCAAACAGCAACGUGUAUCCCCACAGCCUACCCCGGCAGCCAUCCCAGAGACAACUGCACCCCAAAUCAAGACAGCCACCAUCCCCGCCGCACCUGCCAUUGGAGCUUUGGAGGAGCUGAUGCCUGCUCGCAAGAGUGUGGCCACACACCUCAUCAAGUUGUUUGUAGACCAGAUUACUGCAGCCCUGAAAGCAGGCUCUUUUACCUUGCGUGCGAACCAAUCAGUGGAGGACAUGGCACAGCAACUGGCUCUAUCCAUUGAGGAUGCCAUGUAUGAGAGUAUCUGCGGGCGGUCAGGCGAGCCGAAUGAAUCAUAUAAGGCGCAAUUACGGUCGAUCAUGUUCAAUGUAAAGAAGAAUGCUUCUCUGCGAGAUCGUCUGCUCAUAGGUAGUCUCUCCCCUAAGUCGCUGUCUCAGAUGACAACGGGGGAGAUGGCCAGCAAAGAACUACAGCAGAAAGACGCUGAGAUCAAGCGCGAAGCAGACAGACAUCACACCAUUGUCCAGGAACAAGGUCCUCGGAUUCGACGCACCCAUAAAGGAGAAGAGUUGAUCGAGGAUGAACACCAUGGCGCGAACGAGUCCGUUUUCUCUCGUGGACCCCGGCGCGCUGCCGGCGAUGACGGCAGUCCAGCCCACAAAAGCCCGACCAGCCCCAUGGGGCCCCAUCAACCAAAGACAGAGACUGAUGGAUAUGUUCGGGGUCUAUCACCUGAAGGUGCUCAUCAUGACCACGUCUUCCCCGAAGUGGCUCCCGCCAUCUAUGAGCCACUACCUAGUGGCCGAGUCCAAGCAGAUGCUGAGAUCGAUCAGCUAUUACGCGACGAUGAACCUUAUUCACCUCCUUAUUCGCCCAAAGACUUCGACGAUGACGGCACUAUCUGGCGUGGCAAGGUAACGAUGCCUCCAAUUGGAGAGUUCUCCUCGUCCGCGAAGCAUGUGGGAGGCGCGGACUUAAGUGGCCGAAUCCCAUGGAGCCAGCUGGCGCCCUCCACGUUGGUUAUUGAUGGCCGUAUCGAUGUCAGACGGGCAACCGAUUAUCUAUGCGGCCUUCAAUUCAGCAAGUCUACCGAUGUGUCUGUGAUAGCAAUCAGCAGUCCUGAUCAGCCUGCGGAUCGAGCAGGCUUCGACAAGUUGUUUGACUACUUCCAUAGUCGUGGGCGUUAUGGCGUCAUUGGAAAGCACCCGCUGUCCGCCGUCAAAGACACCUAUAUUGUCCCAAUGGAGAUUGGCACCACGACGAUGCCUGAGUUCAUUGAGCUGCUGGAAAACAUCUCACUGGAGGGCCCCAUUACUCAGCGCAUGCUUCUUACUAUUUUCGUCGUUAAGACUGGGGAGUCCAACCCUUCAUCUGUCCAGCCGCCAUCCCACCAGGCUAGCCAGGAGCCACCUGUCUCUGCGAGCCCCACAGUUGCAGCAACUCCCCAACAGCCUCAGUUCAGCGCUGGAAUUGCACCAACUCCCCCUCUCACUUCGCAAGCCCAGGUCACUCCUCAACACCAGCCUGCUCUGACCGGCCUCCCCGCCGCGGUGCAAGUCCUCGGCCCGCAAGUUGAUGCUCCCGCCAUCCAGCAACUUCUCAAGACUGCACCUAACGUGGACAUCGCGCAGCUGAGUGUCGUUCGCGACAUUCUGGCCCGCCAACCUGCCGCCGCUGCUAAUUACGACACUUUGAUGCAAGCUCUAUUUGAGACCCAAGCAAACGGCCAUGUGCCCCAGCAGGGUGUGUAA
Messenger RNA from Penicillium samsonianum, 2481 nucleotides. RefSeq lists its product as uncharacterized. Bases 1 to 2481 code for a protein of 826 amino acids. The record is from RefSeq and is a predicted model, not a curated record. The transcript is spliced from 4 exons. Gene Ontology annotation, molecular function: RNA polymerase II transcription regulatory region sequence-specific DNA binding. Lineage: Eukaryota; Fungi; Ascomycota; Eurotiomycetes; Eurotiales; Aspergillaceae. Gene Ontology annotation, cellular component: nucleus. Gene Ontology annotation, biological process: regulation of mRNA 3'-end processing; DNA-templated transcription; transcription elongation by RNA polymerase I.